GCGGCAAAGCGCUUCAACAUCGGCGCAGUCUGUCGGGAGGGCACUGUUCGCGCCACUCAGGGAACCGUUGAAUUACGCUUCGCCAGGCUAGAUUCGAACCGUCCUCUGCCUCAACUGAUGGGCAAACUCAAGUGCACGGCAUUAUCAGCGGAUGCCAUGAAGCACUGCAUCGUCCAACGCCCAUUCUCGAACAACACAGAAUUCGCCUUCUCAGUUUUCCUGCCAAAUGCGGGCGAGUACAUUCUACAAGUUUACGCCAGCGACCCCCAACGUGGUGGUGACUCCUACGUGAUGAUUCUCCAUCAGACGAAGGGUACCCAGGUUCACUUUCAGCUCCGGUUCCCGCACAGUGGAUUUUUCAAGCUGCAGCUCUACGCUCUACCUGUGAGAGAUGGCAGCAAUUCUCUGCCCAAAGUGUACAACUAUCUGAUUGAGGCCUCCGCGUACCAUCGGAUUCACGGUCAGGUGAUGCCUUUCCCUAAGCAAUUGGAUCACUGGCACCGAGGCUGCUAUCUCAAGACCCCAACUGAGGGCAUUCUUGGCCUGGGUGACAAUGGCAGGUUGGACAGUAAGCCUCCCAGUAGUCUGCCCUUCGAUGUUCGCGUACCGAAUGCCAUUGCCAUAGCCGUGGUCGUGGGUGAUAGAAGGACCAACCUGGACUGCAAGGGUGACCGCUGGAUGAGCAAAGUGCACAUGCAAAAACACUGGGGCACCAAGCAGAAGCUGACCGUCUACGCUAAAUACGCCGCCGAGGAUACCGAGUGCAGCCGUCUACUGGAGUACGCGCUAGCCAUGUAA
Molecule: messenger RNA, 798 nt
Organism: Dibothriocephalus latus
Lineage: Eukaryota; Metazoa; Platyhelminthes; Cestoda; Diphyllobothriidea; Diphyllobothriidae
Source: the annotation of a GenBank genome assembly